AUGCUCGGCUUACAUUUCCUCAUCCUCUUCCUUCUUCGUGUGCAAUCAACCCACUCCAUCGACUGUGACCUCUGCUUUAGGCCACAACUACUCAGGAGUACUCAGCUGCCACAGCCCUAUUCUAAGGCCCCUUUAAAGUCCUCCAACACCGUGCAACAACCCGUCCUCCAGUCUGGUGAGAUGAUGCGCCUCCUAGUGAACUGUUCCUGCUGCGACAAAACCGCCUCCAUUGCAGAACAUUUCUCCACUCCAGGAGCUCUUUUCUAUCGCAUAUUCACGGAGAACCGAUACUCCACGAUCAUUAGUCGGCAGCCUAAUGUUGAUCCAGUGAUCCGUAGUCGGUUUGAAUCCGCCGGAGAUAUGUCCACCAAAUACGAUGAGUGUCGAAACUAUCCGCUGUGUGCAGUGCUCUACACACCGGUGACAAGCAAUAAUCAAGUCACCAAUUACCUUUUUUGGGUAGAAGCGAACCUAAUUGGUCGUAGUGCAAUUCGAGUGGAACUGGUUUGGAUCAAUGCGACACAGCGUGAACAACCCGACGAUAUUCCUCUUCCCUCAGCACUGGGAGAGAAGGAGAUUCGCAAGCUAAAGAAGAACAACAGGAUUACGAGAAACAAACGCUUCAACUUUCAGGUAGUGAAGCAAGGCAGAGUGGCAGGCACAGUCAACACCACUGCCUCACAUGUCACGGUGUUUUUGAAGCCCCAGCUCUUCUAUACAGUCUUUGAUUGGUCUGUCCUCUUUGUGGCAGGCACAGUUGCACUCUCAGCUGGAUGCAAUACCAAUCCACAGGCAUUUGUGCGUCAACUGAAACGAAAACCUCUGGCGAUUGCAAUAGGACUUGCCAUUCACCUUUUCAUCACUCCGUUGGUAAGAAAUUAUUUCCAUCCAGUACAACUUAGAUGGCAUGACUGUGGAUCGAAAAUAAUGUGA
Molecule: messenger RNA, 933 nt
Organism: Hydatigera taeniaeformis
Lineage: Eukaryota; Metazoa; Platyhelminthes; Cestoda; Cyclophyllidea; Taeniidae
Source: the annotation of a GenBank genome assembly